AUGUAUAAUAUGAGAUUUAAUCGUGUGAAUCUAGACGAUUUACAACAUUUUAUUACUCAAGGAGAUGAAGAAAAGGUAGCUGCUAUCCUUCAGCGUUUAGUUGACGAUGUUCACAUUAAGAAGGACAUUUGUACAUCCUAUUUCAAUAAUGUAAGCAACAAAUCCAAAAUUUUACUGGGCUUAUUUAAAUUACUGCAAUCACUAAGGCCAAGGUUAGCUGGGAAUGCAUCUUAUAUUAUCGGUACCUUGGCUGAAAGUGAAGUUUAUCGACAUGAAAUUAUGAAUUUGUUGUUAAAUUCGUCUAAAGGUGCCAUCAAAAAUGCAUUAAAGAAUUUAACCUCUAUGAUGCUUGCGGAUGACGAUGAGACCAUUAUUAACGCUGCCGGCACCCUAGGAACUUUGGCUGAAAGUUCAGAAGGUCGUAACUGGAUAGUGAACCAGGAUAUAAUUUCUCAUACUAUCAGCUCAAUAACCAAUCUCCUAUCUUCUAGAAAUUUGUGGAUAGCAAAUAAUGCUGCCCUUGUUUUAGCAAGACUGACGAUUUCAGAAGUAGGUUGCAAAGUUAUAAUUAAUCAUCGCGAUUCAGAUCGCAUAUUAAGCGAAUUAAUAGAGGCCUUAGGUGCUGAUAAAGCAGGAAGAGGUAUGAAUGCAGCCUUUGCUGUUGGUAGAAUGUGCGAUAUUAAGGAGUCUAGAUCUAAGCUAUUAGCUCUUGAUAAUAGCCCAAAAAUGCUAUCAUCAUUAGCUGAAAUGUUAGCUUGUCCUGAUCUGGGUUCUGGCAAAAAUGCUUGUUACGCAGUUAGUUGUUUAGCUGCUAGUGAAGACGGUCAUGACCAGACUGUCCACAGCAAGCAUGCUGCCUUUAUUUUUAUUCAAUUGGUUAAUUUAUUAAAUACUAACGAUGCAGAAACUGGAUGGUUUGCUGCUAUGACCUUAAGAACGCUUGCCUCACGUAAAGAUGGACUUUUACAAUUAAGGAAAAAUAGUACCAUUGUUAAAUCAAUACAGGAAGUAUUGCAAAAGAAAUUUGUAAGUAGCGAUAUCAAGGCUGAAUUAGAAGAGGCCUUGAAGUUGUUGGAAAGAUUACAGAAGCCACCACCUCCUGUCUUGCAAGGUAAUGGAGAGGAUGCAAUUAUUAUAACAUGGAAUGAAACCGUGCAAUAUAAUGGCCUUCCUGUAAAAUAUAAACUUCAGCAAGGAGAUCAAAGUGUUUAUGUUGGUGAGGAUCGGACAUUUACUCUCAGCAAGUUAAAACCGGAUACUCAGUAUGAAUUUAGAUUAAAGUUGAUCAGUGAGGGAGAUGAAAGCCCCUUCAGUGAAAUAGCCUGCAUUAAGACUCCAGAAUCAACGCCAUCAGCUCCAGUGGAACUUGAGAUACAGUCAGUGACUUCCUGUAAAGUUGAACUCAUCUGGAAAGAACCCCUGGAGAAAAAUGGAAACAUUGUAGCAUACGAGAUCUAUGAAGCAUCACAGUCAAUGCCUAAGCCAAGUCUGAAUACUGAUGGAGACAAUGUUACCAUCAGUUGGAAAUUUCCAGAAACUCUGGAAGAAAAUGUGAAUCAAUUUCAACUGCUAAUAGAUGGAAAGGUAGUAUACACUGGACAAGAAACACAAUAUAAAAUGACAUCCGCACCGAUCAAAAAUAAAGAAUAUAAAUUUAGAGUUUAUUUAUGGACAAAGGAGGGUGAAAUUAUACAGAGCGAAAUCUUAGUUACAGCCAUAUCAUUACAACUAGAAACUACUGAUACAGUAGAUACAAAAGACUAUAGUGAAUAUCUGGAAUCUCAGGAAGUUACAAGCGUUGAUGAAGUAAAUUCAGAAGUAGAUACAAUUAAAUCUAGCCGAACGACGACGAAAUCGGAGACGAAAACCUCGAAGGUUAAACAACGGAAAGAAAAGAAAACUUCUAAAAAUAAGAAUGCCAAAUCUGCAACGGAAAGUAGCGUUGAAACAGAAAUAAAAGGAAAGCAGGAAAAGUCAAAAAGUACGAACAAGAAAGCAAAACAGCCCAAGAAUCAUUGUCAUCCAGUGAAAAAAUCAAAAUCAAUUAGUCAUCAUAGCAGCCAUCGGAAAUACAGCGAUUCAUACCUUAGCAAAGACGAUAGUCUAGAUAGCAUAAAUCGUUUACUUGCUAAGAUAUCUUAUGAUGACCUCAAAAGCAAAGACUCCUCUCAGAGUUUAACAAAUAGUAGCUCGAAUUCAUCGAAAGAGACUCGUCCAACUGUCGUUCGUACAUCUAGCAAUCAGCAAGAUCGUAUAAAAGAGAAAGUUAAGUCUAUCAAGCAAAUGGUUUCUGCUAACAUUAAUGCGAAAUCAGCUCGCCCCAAGAGUAUGUCUAAAUCAGCUUCCUUAGAUUCCAUUCGAGAAUUACAUCUGAAAAAGCAUCGUUCAAUCAAAUUACCACUCGAAAAUUCCAGCCGUUACAGUGUGUUACAGCCAUUAGAAAAAAAGCGAUCCGGAAAGCCAGUUGAGCAAAGUGAAAAUAACGUGCGCUAUAGCAGUGGAAAUGGACAAAAAUCAAUACCAAGUUAUCAUGCUGUAGACAACAUUGAUUUAGAAAAUAUGACUUCAUCUAGCCCUUGGCCAGGACAACACUACCAGGACUACGAAGAUUCAAGUGAUUCUAUCUUCACUAAGGAAGAUGAUUCAGCAGGCUAUUCAAAAUGGAGCUACCCUAAUCAUCCCCAUACACCGUCAUCUAAAGAUCCAGUAGUAUUGCAAAAAUAUAAUUUGGAGUUAAAAUUGCAUUCACAAAGCGAUAUUAAAGCAAUGCCAAUUAAGAAAAGAUUUAUACCUAUGCGAAUGAAACCUGUUUUUGAAUCGCAAACAAAUCCUAUCGGUUCUAAUCCCAAUCAUCAUAAUAGCAACAACAAUAAUAAUAGCAAUAGCAGUAAUCCCCAUCAGCGCAUAACGAAGGCUAAAGCUAAUCUGCCAGAGUUGGGUUCAGCAAGCAGUAGUACUUCCAAUAAUAGAAGUUAUCAUUCAGGUAAUCAUGGCAAUGAAAGGAUUAGCGCUAAUUAUUUUACUGGUGUGGCUACCAUUCCACCAAUUGAUCAAAAAUCUCAAUUAAGUAAGCUGUCAUAA
This is a messenger RNA of Trichoplax adhaerens, 3081 nucleotides long. RefSeq lists its product as uncharacterized. Gene Ontology annotation, cellular component: histone methyltransferase complex. The transcript has 24 exons. Gene Ontology annotation, biological process: chromatin remodeling; regulation of DNA-templated transcription. Bases 1 to 3081 code for a protein of 1026 amino acids. Lineage: Eukaryota; Metazoa; Placozoa; Uniplacotomia; Trichoplacea; Trichoplacidae. Gene Ontology annotation, molecular function: protein binding; transcription coactivator activity. The record is from RefSeq and is a predicted model, not a curated record.